AGGGAGAAGUUUGCUGCAUUGAGCCUCUGCAUUCUAAGCCUGAGUUGAAAGAUCAUCCCAUCACACAGUUUUCAUUAUUGGCCAUGGUAUCCCUAACAAUGGUAGGCAGAUCCUGGUUAUUGGAUUGAAACCAUCCUUGAAAGUGUGGAUGACUUUCCCCUAUGGACGGAUGGAUCCUUCCUGUGUUCCAUUAUUGGCCUGGUGCUUUGUGGCAGUACAUAACUAUGUGAAUACCAUGCUUGCUUUCUGCAGAGGAGAUGUUGUUCAUUUUCUAUUGGUUAAGAGAGAUGAAUCAGGAGCAAUUCAUGUCACUAAGCAGAAGCACCUUCAUCUAUACUAUGAUCUUAUCAACUUUACUGUACAGCAGAGGAGGAACGAUUGUGACUAGCCUCUCUCUGUGCUACCACAACAAACUCAUCUUAGCCCCUAUGGUUCAGGUGGGGACUCUCCCAAUGCGGCUCCUGGCCCUGGAUUAUGGAGCAGACAUUGUUUACUGUGAGGAGCUGGUUGAUCUUAAGAUGUUUCAGUGCAAGAGAGUUGUCAAUGAGUUAAAGCAAGGGUUGAAUUCCACGAGUCAAAAAACAACCCUCUUUAAAGAACCAACUUUCUAGAAAAUCCAGGGCCCUAGGCUGCUUUGAGAAGAAAACUGGAAAAAGCAGGCUACCUUCUCUCCUUGGGCCAUCUCACAAACUGCUAGCUGAGCGUUGGACCCAGAGAGCUGCUUCCUGCCUGUUUCUGCACAGAGCUGGGAUGUGACAGCUGCCCGUGGUGCUCGCUGUGCUUCUCUCUGGUGAUGGCAGAGAUGAGAGGGACACUGCUGGUACUGCUGUGUGUGUCCCACUCAUCAUCUACUGCUCUUCAUGUGGGAGUGGAAAUGCCUUCCAUCCGUGGUGGCCUGUCCACUGGUGUGGUCUUGGCAGGUUGUGGCAUCCAGAAGGCCAACCUUGUGGACCAGUCAGAGGAGAACCUGGUCAGACCUUCAGAGUUCCCCUGGGUAGUGUCGCUGCAGGACACACAGUACACCCACCUGGCAUUCGGCUGCAUCCUCGGCAAGUUCUGGAUCCUCAGCAUCGCCUCCGCCCUCCAGCACAGGAAGAAUGUUAUUGCUGUGGUUGCUAUAGCUAACAUGGAUCCUAAAAAGAAUGAUCACAUAGAGUACCCAGUCAGUACCAUCAUCCUCCACAAGGACUUUAAUAACAACUCAAUGAGCAAUAACAUAGCCCUCUUGAAGACAGAAUCUGCCAUACAUUUUGACGACCUGGUCCAGGCCAUCUGCUUCCUGGGCAAAAAGCUACAUAAGCCACCGUCCUUGAAGAACUGCUGGGUGUCAGGAUGGAAUCCCACGUCUGCAACAGGAAAACACAUGACAAUGAGUAUCCUGAGGAGAAUCUCUGUGAAAGACGUUGCCAUGUGUCCUUUGCAAAAACUACGGAAAACAGAAUGUGGCAGUCACACCAAUAUGGAAACUAAUGAUGUCUGCUUGGGGGAACCAGGAAACCCUGUGAUGUGUCAGGUGAAGCAGUUGGAUCUCUGGGUCCUCAGAGGAAUCCUGACCUAUGGAGGAGACUGGUGUCCUGGCUUGUUUCUGUACUCCAACGUGGAAGACUACAGCAACUGGAUCAUGGCCAAGGCCAAGAAAACUGGCCCUUUACUGACUUCAUUCCACCCUUGGGAGGAGUUGGCCACUGACUCCCAAGACGAAUCACAUGCUGGCAUGACAGAGAAGCUAUAUUCUGAACAGGGCCAUGCUGAAUGGCCCCGAUCCUACUCUCAAGUAAAAGGAGGAUCCACUGUUUACCAGGAGUCUAAAAAUGGGCAGGACAUCAGGGUAAAAGGUCUUCAGGAAACAGGCUGGGCUUCAAAGGUGGCCACUCAACCCAUGUACUAUGACUACUAUGGUGGGGAGGCAGGAGAGGGUGGAGCUUUGGCUGGCCAGAACAGGGUGCAUCAGUCCCAAGAACGGAUCUUGAUGACCCUCGUGCUUGUUUUCUUGGGCAGCGGUGUCUAGCUAGGAGCCAACCUAUCACCACACUGAAGAAGCUCAGAGAAUAAGGUGCUAGGCAUCCAUGUGCUAUUCUGGUAUCUGUUCUUGAUGGGUGCCACCCGGGCUGCCAUAGGCAGGCCUAUGGCAGCACCAGGCUGGUUCUCCCUCCACUCCCACUCCCGCAUGUGAGAAGGUCACUUCCAUCUGUGCUUGUGAACUAAAUGUGGGCAAACAAGUGUCAAACCAUCAGAGUACCCUGUGGUUCUUU
Nannospalax galili (Upper Galilee mountains blind mole rat) is the source of this 2252-nucleotide messenger RNA. It is a transcript of the gene Prss54, whose product is annotated as serine protease 54. Lineage: Eukaryota; Metazoa; Chordata; Mammalia; Rodentia; Spalacidae. The transcript has 13 exons. Gene Ontology annotation, molecular function: serine-type endopeptidase activity. The coding region runs from base 794 to 2008 and encodes 404 amino acids. Gene Ontology annotation, biological process: proteolysis. The record is from RefSeq and is a predicted model, not a curated record.